AUGGCUUUAUCCUUAUCUCAAAAUUCAAUUUUCCUAUCUUCAAUAGAAUUACUUCCUACUGAAGUAUUGAUUUUAAUUUUUUCUAAAAUUGACUGGAGAAAUCUUUUUAAUAUUAAAAAAGUAUGUAAAGUAUUUUAUACAGUUAUAGAAAAUAAUUUAAAAUUUCUUCAAAAACCAAGAUUAAGAAAAUUAUUAAUUAAUAGUAUCACUGAAAAUGAUAAUAUAUGUAAAACUAUAUUUACAUUUGAAUAUGAUAAGAAUAAAAAAAUAAGUAUCAAUAAUUUUAAUGUUAAUCUUUCAAAGACAGAAAAAAAAAUUUAUGAAGUUGAAUAUUUAUUGGGAAAGAUGGAUUUUGAUAAUAUUGAUGAAAUUAAUAUAAAUAUUCAUGGAAAUACAAUAAUUUUUGACAUUCUUAAUUGUCAUUUACCAUCAAAUUUAAAAAUAGAAGAGUUACAUAUUAAGAUUAAAAAUUCCCCUAUAUUUGAAGGUUUUAUUAAAUUUAUUGAAAAAAUAAAAUAUUUAAAUACUAUGAACCUAAAACAUUUAUGUUUUGGAGGACAAAAGAUACCCUUUAAUUAUAUAUUCCCUAAAAUUAAUGGUAUAGAACAACUUUAUGUCAAGGAGUGUUCAAAAACAAAAUUUUUCAACAUAAAAAUGUUUGAAAAUUUAUUUUUUUCAAGUGAAAAUCUUAGUCAAUUUGCAAUUUUUUCAGAAAUAAUGAACAUCGAGUUUAGUGUGAUUGAUGCUAUUAGAAAAAAACAAGAUUUUGAACAUAAAGAAAAGUGCAAACAGGUAUAUUAUAGUAUUGUUUUACCUUAUCGUAUUGCAAUGUAUACAUUUGAAAAACUUAAAAAUCACUAUAAAGAAAAUACAUUGACAUUUGAUGAAGAUUUAAAAAUUCAUGAUAGUAUUUAUGUCUCAACAGAAUGUAGAAAAUGUCAAACUGUUGAUUAUAUUCAUUUUGUAUAUUAUAGACCAGAAUUUUAUUGGGAAAGUUGUUGUUAA
Messenger RNA from Strongyloides ratti, 1005 nucleotides. RefSeq names its product F-box domain-containing protein. The transcript is spliced from 2 exons. Gene Ontology annotation, molecular function: protein binding. Bases 1 to 1005 code for a protein of 334 amino acids. Lineage: Eukaryota; Metazoa; Nematoda; Chromadorea; Rhabditida; Strongyloididae. The record is from RefSeq and is a predicted model, not a curated record.